GACUGCUGAGUGGAACCUUUCGUCCUAUCGCUUCUUAUAACAGGGGGAUAAGAGGCGAAGGCAGUUAAUCAAAAUGUCUGAGGAAAUGGCGGAUGGCGGGAGGAAGCUUGUAACACUCGACGACCUCAUCGAUGCCCUGGAUAAGCGCGAGAGAGCACUGAGCAAUGUCCCGAAGGUUGAUACUUUCCACUUCAAGAGGGAACGGGUGUCCGACUGGCUGGACCUGACGGAGCAAGCACUGGUGGGGUUGUCGGACGAGAUUAAGCUCCAACGAGUCCUAAGAUAUGUCCUUCAUAGCCACCAUCAGGAAGUGGGCAAGGUCGUGGAUGCCGCCAAUGGUAGUUGGGCGAGGUUCAGGGACAUGAUGCAGAGAAAGUACAGGUUGGGGGAUGGCUUGCUAACCAUGGCGGAUUUGGAGGCCAUGAACAAGGAUGAUUUCUCCACGAUUGGGGCGUUUAUGCAUGAGUUUAAAAGGAAGGCGCGGAAGGUGCACGGGAUCUCCGAAGAAACGCAGUGUGCCAUAUUCUUGGGUCUGCUUACUGGCUCGGAGGCCUCGGAGCUGACGGGUCACGGAGGGGGAAGUGAGAAACUCACUUGGGCCACUAUCGACAAAGGGGUGGAAGAGGGGAGCCUGGACCAGGUGGAGCAGCACCAGGUGCGACUGCAAAGGCGCAAGAGAAAGGAAAGAGACGCCACCGCGUCCGGGACCCCAAGGGUGAAGAGGAUCGUCACGGACGUAUUGGCAGCGCUGGGGUAUGAUAAUGAGGCGGAAGUGCAAAAGAGGGGAGUGACCGUGGCCCAAGGCCGGGCGUCRGGGGCAGUGGAAGAGGAGGCUAGGCGCGAGGACUAUGGCGGAGAAGAGACGGGCUCCCAGAUCCUAACCAAGGCCCAGAGGAAGCAGCGGAAUUUACAAGUGGGGGGUCAAGGAUCCGGAAAAGGGCAGGUCCCGCAAGCAAUUGCUGCGCCGCCGCCUGCUGCCACGACAAUGUCAGCGACGGCCGGGCCGUCAUGCCACACUGUGCGGUUCUGUGAGCGGUGGCGGGAGGAUGAGUUGUCAGGGUUAAUCUCCUCCUGUAUGGACGGGGAUAUAUAUGACAAGUGGGGUGAGCAUAUCGACCCCAGGACCCCGGAAGGAAUCAGGCAAGAGGCUCUCCGGCGAGCAGCAGCGGGACCCACAGCACCCCCGGCAAUGUUUAGGAUAUGGCAGGAGAAGGAAGGGCCGACUGUAAGAGUCGAGGAGAUUGUAGGGGAUAGUGAGGGGGUCACUCAACGACUAAAGGCGGGGACUUUAAGGGAGGAGCCAAUAGUCGUCGAAUCGGAUGACGAGGGGCAAGAAGGUGAAGGAGAGCCGGCCAUAAUCCUCCUGGGGAGGAUGGAAGAUCUGCUGGAAAAGGUGGGAAGGAACCAGAAGUGCACUGGGAUGGUGGACACGGGCGCAAAAAUGAAUAUCAUUAGGGAGAAGGAGGCGGUGAUGAUAGGCAUGGAGAGUGACUGCUCGGACCAUGGCAUGCUACAUGGCGCUAACUGCAAGGCCGCCUUUUGCGGCACAGCGUCAAAUGUGAUUAUAGAGAUUGGGAAGGUGCGAGCCAGAACUUGCUUUUUCGUUAUGCCCGAUGUCGAUCACCCCAUCCUCCUGGGGAGGUCGUUCUUGUGUCGGACGAAAAUGUUGAUCUUCAACAAGCACAACGGAACAAUGGUCCUGCUCCUGUGCGACCCGACGUGUGGGAAUUAUGAAGUUAUCGCCUGCCGGAACACGGGGCCGGGGAGCGGGAGGAAUAGGCCUAAUCUAGGCUCGUUCACCUGUGAGGAAUCAGAGAACGAGCGGAGACGGCUUUGGGAAGUGCCCGAGGAGGAAGAUAGGACUGAGGUGCUGACAUUGAGCCUCACAGAUGUGAAUAAGGCCAUGGAGGUGAUAUCAACUCACGACAUGGCGGAUCCGGAGGCCAUUAAGGCUUUGAGGGAACAGGUUUUGGAGAACCCUCAGCACCGCGCGUAUGCAUUCAACGACGACGAGCGUGGGAGGCUGGAUGUGGACAAGGUCUCGAUGAUCAGGAUCCACACGGUCCCACACGAGCCAUGGAAUCUAAGGGGCGCGUGGUACCCCAAUCCGGAUGAGGAAAAGAUGGUGGUGGACUACCUGGACGGCAAGAUGCGGACGCACGUGGCCGACUAUUCCAAUGGGCCGUACGCGUCGCCUUGGUUUUGUUUUAUUAAACCGAAUGAGACGCUAAGGAGGCUCAUCUUGAGAGUGGACCCUACUGCACUGGCAUGUUCCCUGAAGAAUUAUACUCCAUCUGACCCAACCGUCGCAAGAUGGUUGACCUACAUUUGGAUGUUUAAUUUCGAGCUGGAAAGGAUCUCAGGGAACAAGAACAGGGCAGAUGGGUUAAGCCGCAUCAACUGGGACGGAUCGGACGAAGAAUCGAUAGAAGACACACCGCCAGUUGAUGGGUUUUUGGACCAAGAGGAGGACGUCCGCCUGCACAUAAACGAAUGGUCCCUGCGAGUGCCCAGUUGUGUCAGCCACCCCAUAUGGCUGGCACCAAAGGGGUACGAGCAGAAGGGAGAGUUAGUCCUCAAGCCCUUUCAGGAGGAGGAUCCGUGGGGAAGUAAGGAUGUUGGUUGGAUGAUGAAGUUGKCGUUGGCAGGUACGCAUAGUCUGGUGGAGGAAGUAAGGACAAUGGAGGAGGGCCUCACUCAGGUAGAGGAGCAUGAGCAGCUAAUGGGAGGGAUGUACCUGCUCACCAAUACACUCCUGCAAGGAGACUUCGACCGAAAGGGCUCAUUUAGUCACGAGGAGAAUGAGAUUCUGGUUCCUGAAAGCCGGGACGACGAAUUCGAGGGAGGAGAAAUCAAGGAGGCGUUUCGGGCGGAGGAGUACGAUGGGAUCUACCGGGAAUUGGGGUUUCUCCUAUCAUGUGAGAUGAGGGAUAGAGAUGUGAGUGCCAACGCACAGAAGAUGAGGCACCUCUAUGUGGUAAGAGACGGCCACUUGUUUAUAAAGUGGCAGGUCGGGAACCCCAAGAGGAUUGUAUGUGGGAGAAACCGGCAAAUUGAUAUCAUAGCGGCCUUACACAAUGGUAUAGCAGGGGGGCACAGAGGAGUGGGUGCCACAUGCGCGAAAAUAAGCGAGCUCUACCAUUGGGACGGGAUGUUGACGAUGGUUAUCAAAUACUGUCGGUCCUGUAUACCUUGCCAAGAGAGGUCAGCGCAAAGGCCUGGAGAACCCCUACACCCAAGGUUAGAAAGGGAAGUGGGUGCGGUCGUACACCUGGACCUGUUAUUCAUGCCAGCAGGGGAGAAUGGGUGUAACUACAUCUUCGAUGCACGGGAUAACCUUACUGGAUUUGUGGACGGACGAGCUAUCCGGACGAAGACUGACCCGGUUUUGGCGAACUGGAUCGAGGAGUAUUACCUGCGAUACCCUUUUGUCAGGGAGUUCGUGAUGGAUCGAGGAUCAGAGUUUACCUGCAAUGAGGUGAGGACAUUGCUUGUAGGGUACGGCGUAGUGGACAACUAUACUACGGCCGCACACCCUCAAGUGAACGUUCCUGUGAAGAGGGGCCACAGUACCAUCACGAAUCUCCUGGCUAAGUGGACAGAGGGCAAACCUGGUCAGUGGCCGAAGUUCCUACGGGCAGCGUUCUUCAUGGAGAAUGAUACUGUAAAGAGGACUACCAAGUACACGCCAACCACGCUAUGGUACGGGAGUCAUGCCACCUUUCCCAUAGAAAGCUUUAUGAAGACGUGGAGGCGCCAGGACUUGGAGGUAAACCUGUCUUUCGAAGAACUGCUCGAUAUUCGUGCACGGCAAGUGGGGGCGGCCGAAGAAAGAUUGCGAGAAGCCGCUGGUCAGGUGGAGAGGAGUCGUAUGCAAGAUAAGAUGAGGUGGGACCAGAUGGCACGAGUAAGAAAGGAGUCAUUGGCAGUAGGGGAUGUCGUAUUAUUAUACGACUCCUCUUUGGAAAAGCAAUGGUCGAGGAAGCUUGACAAGAGAUGGUUGGACCCCUAUAGAAUAUUGCGAUGCGGCGAAUUUGGGGCCUAUCAGAUCGAGGAGCUGGACGGGACAGGUUGGCAGGAUCGAGUAUCAGGAACCAGACUGAAGAAGUUCGUGGCCAGGGAACAAGUAAAGAAUUCUACCUUUCUCAGAGUAGACUGGUCCUUGAGGUAUCGCAUGUUAUGGUCAGGACAGGAUGUGGAGGCAAGGAUUCAGAUGCUGAGGGCUUCGCCGAUGGGACCGGAUGGAUUGCCUAUUCGAUUGGAGGAAGGCAAUGCGGAGGAGUUCAUUCCGGCCUAUGAGCAGUAUAUGCGCGACCAGGGGACUGGGCAGGAGGAGUGGAUGCAGAUGCUGCCCCUCUGGACACGGAGGGCGGAGAGGUCGUUGGCGAGGCAGAUCCGGGACAGGACACACGACUGGGAGGACUGCCAGGCCCAGUUCAGACAGGCAUUUCGACGACUGGAGCCCGAGAGGUCGGAGCCCAGGGUGGAGAGACGACAAAGGAGUAAGAGGCCGCAGGGCCCAGAGGCGAGAGGGACCACUACGCCCAGAGGAGGCCGAAAGGCCUUGGCACAGCGAGAGGGGCCAGCAGAGGGCCAGUUCAGGCCGCGGGCCGGCACAGCGAGAGGGGCCAGCAGAGGGCCAGUUCAGGCCGCGGGGCCAGCUCAGGCGGCGGAGCUACCCCCUACCUAUGGGCUCGAGCAGGUGGAGUUUCGUCGAAUCACGGGCAGUGAUCUACGGGGUCCGUCGCCAACGUUACCAGAGGGGGGAGGGGCGGUGCCGUUGAGGACGCCGUUCGACAGGUUGGAGGCUCAUCUCGAUGCGUCCCAGUGGGGGGCGUCACAGAUGGGAGCGGACCAGAGCGGACCGGCACGGUAUGAGCCAGUGGAGGAUGAGCCAGAGGAGGAGCCACCUGAGCCGGGGCCUGAGGCGGGUGAGGAGAUGUUGGGGCCCCCACCGGAAGCUACUACGCCACCCCCGACGCAGGAGGAGCCAGAGGGGGGCGAGAGGGCGAGGACACCUACUACUGUGGCGCCGCAACUAACUGAGUUUACAGGUGCACGCAUGGAUGUGGAGGUGCCGACAUCCGGGGAGCCUCCGCCAGGGCCGCCACCCGCAGAGGAGGGGACAAGUGAGGGAGAUAUAUUGCGAGAGGGUCACGAGGCAAGGACACGGAGGCCACCGGGGGAGACGAAAGAAGAGAAGCGCGCAAGGGUGCAGGUACGCCUCGAAGAGCUAUACCAGGAAAAGCUUAGGAUGGAGGCCGCAGGAGAAGCGCCAAAGCCGCCAAUUGACCCUCCGACGAGCGAGCAGAGGAUUAGUGAGGCUUGGGCCAGCUAUGAGAGCGAGAGGGAUGCGKCUCGCCUGAGGUCGCGAGAGGUAGGACAGGGGAGUGCAAGAUUGGACGAGGCACGAGAGACAGAAGACAUGGGAUUUUCAGCCGCUAGGAUGGAGAUGGAGCGUACAGACAGGAGGAUAGGUGAGGUGGCAAUCUCGUCCUUCCAGCAGUACUCCAUGCUCAGCGAUGAGUUGGCGGCCUCGAGGUUAAAGGGGAAGAAGRUACAGGGGCUCUUUGGCCAGRAAGGAACGACGGAGAYGCCACAGCAAGAGGGAAUGGGGAAGGUAUUCCUGGACCSAGCAGAGGCGGCAGCGAGGCGGGAGKCCAAGGAGAGGAGGUUCARCUUCAGGACUCCCRCGRAKUUGGCCUCGYAGCAGGCCACCCCUAUAACGAUUGAGAUCCCUGAGGGCGAGCCAGCGCAGGGACCCCAACCUCCWGUGGAGGAAGGGGGCCMCACARAGGAGUCCCCUACGAUCCUUUUGGAGGUGCAGGSGRGUGYCCUUACGGGARUAGCAGCAUCCACUGAGCCGGAGGCAAUGGGGGGAGAGGCGUCUCGACUGGAUGAGUUAGUGGCAGCUAUGGAGUUGGACAUGCCGUCAGGAGAGCAUCAGAGACAGAAGACCCCAGAGCGUGUGACAGAGAUAGGGGAGCUGAGGACGCAGUUAGGCUCUUGGGCUACUGGAGCUGACUCAGGAGAGCACAUCUCAGAGCAGCAGCAGGAAGUUAUGAGCGAGCCAGCGACUGUCGUGACUCCCCAACCCUCUGACCGGCAUAGGGACGAGGAGGCGGUUGCGAUGGGAGGAGUCCGCGAGGGUAGGCCACUGAGAUUGGACACUCCAGCGUACCGGCCCGAGGGAGGUGAGGCGCUAGCAGGGCCGAGUACCCAGAUGAUGGAGGCGGGGCCGGCAGAGUCAUGGAGUAUGCCCCAGAGCCAUGAGAUGAGCAGGGAAACUAGCGAGACACCGCCGUUGCCUGGGUCCCGGAAGAAGAAGAGGAGGUGUCGAGGGAGAUGAGACGAUCAGUGCUUCUUCUGCAAGGACGRYGUACAUAGAGYUYUUGARURCCAGAAGUUCCUUAAGGAYAAGGCGGCUGGGAGAGU
Messenger RNA from Chara braunii, 6435 nucleotides. The record is from the annotation of a GenBank genome assembly. NCBI's taxonomy places the organism in Eukaryota, Viridiplantae, Streptophyta, Charophyceae, Charales, Characeae.